AGUCUGAGCCCGAGGCGACGCAAGCCGAGCGGGAGCCGGAGGCUGCCGAGGGUCCCUGCGUCGCCGCCUCCGCGCCGCCCCUUUGCCCUGUCUGCGGGUGCCAACCCGCAGCUGGCCGGUGGGCAGCGGGCGCCAUGGCCGCGCCAGAGCCGCUGCGGCCGCGCCUGUGCCGCCUGGUGCGCGGCGAGCAGGGCUACGGUUUCCACCUGCACGGCGAGAAGGGCCGUCGUGGGCAGUUCAUCCGGCGCGUGGAGCCGGGCUCCCCCGCCGAGGCGGCCGCGCUGCGCGCCGGAGACCGCCUGGUUGAGGUCAACGGCGUCAACGUGGAGGGCGAGACGCACCACCAGGUGGUGCAGAGGAUCAGGGCUGUGGAGGGGCAGACGCAGCUGCUGGUGGUGGAUAAGGAAACUGAUGAGGAGCUGCACCGGCGGCAGCUGACCUGCACUGAGGAGAUGGCCCAGCGGGGGCUCCCGCCUAUGCAUGACCCCUGGGAGCCCAAGUCGGACUGGGCACGUGUGGUCAGCGUUGGCUCUGAUGCUGGCAAGAAGGAUGUCAAUGGCCCCCCACAGGAGCUACGCCCUAGGCUCUGCCAUCUGCGAAAGGGACCUCAGGGCUAUGGGUUCAACCUGCACAGUGACAAGUCCCGGCCUGGCCAAUACAUACGCUCUGUGGACCCAGGCUCACCUGCUGCCCAUUCUGGCCUCCGUGCUCAGGACCGACUCAUUGAGGUGAAUGGGCAGAAUGUAGAGGGGCUACGCCAUGCUGAGGUUGUUGCCAGCAUCAAAGCACAGGAGGACGAGGCCCGGCUGCUGGUGGUAGACCCUGAGACGGACAAGCAUUUCAAGCGGCUUCGGGUCACACCCACCUCAGAGCAUGUGGAAGGUCCACUGCCGUCACUAGUCACCAAUGGGACCAGCCCUGCCCAGUUCAACGGUGGCUCAGCGUGCUCAUCCCGAAGUGACCUGCCUGGCUCGGACAAGGAUGCCGAGGAUGGCAGUACCUGGAAGCGAGACCCAUUCCAGGAGAGCGGUCUUCACCUGAGCCCUACAGCAGCCGAGGCCAAGGAGAAGGCUCGAGCCACACGCAUCAACAAGCGGGCGCCACAGAUGGACUGGAACCGCAAGCGUGAGAUCUUCAGCAACUUCUGAGUCCUUCCUGGUUGUUCACUGGGCCCCACCCAGAGCCCCCUAAGCCUCACUGGGCUGGAGGGUGGUCCUACCACCUCCCAGAAACCAACCCGUGCCCCAGUAAGCCCUCGUCCUGCC
Otolemur garnettii (small-eared galago) is the source of this 1265-nucleotide messenger RNA. It is a transcript of the gene NHERF2, whose product is annotated as SLC9A3 regulator 2. NCBI's taxonomy places the organism in Eukaryota, Metazoa, Chordata, Mammalia, Primates, Galagidae. Gene Ontology annotation, cellular component: apical plasma membrane. The record is from RefSeq and is a predicted model, not a curated record. Gene Ontology annotation, molecular function: signaling receptor binding; protein-membrane adaptor activity. Bases 135 to 1148 code for a protein of 337 amino acids. Gene Ontology annotation, biological process: protein localization to plasma membrane. The transcript is spliced from 7 exons.